Messenger RNA from Callorhinchus milii (elephant shark), 1460 nucleotides. RefSeq names its product Schwann cell myelin protein. Gene Ontology annotation, biological process: cell-cell adhesion. Gene Ontology annotation, molecular function: cell adhesion molecule binding. Gene Ontology annotation, cellular component: cell-cell junction. The record is from RefSeq and is a predicted model, not a curated record. The coding region runs from base 512 to 1354 and encodes 280 amino acids. The transcript has 6 exons. Lineage: Eukaryota; Metazoa; Chordata; Chondrichthyes; Chimaeriformes; Callorhinchidae.
GCUUGCUUUGUCUUAUUUCAUCUCGUCCGUCUCUGUAAAUGGUGAAUGAAAGUUGCCCAAUGAGGGCUGACGGAAGACAGCUGAUCAUUUCUCCAUCAGCUCCAGUUCUGGAAGUCGGAUCCACACUGCAAUUAACCUGUAUCUCUCCCUGUGAGACCACACCCGAAUGGGAAUUUUCCACAGACAUCGCACCAGGGAAAACCCAGAGACAUGACUCAAUGUCCAUACUAACAAUAGCCAGAGUAACCGAAGCACAUAGGGGUCGUUAUACUUGCACCGUCGAAUGUCCCAAAUAUUUAAGCAAGCGAGUUAAUCUCAAAGUUUAUUCUUUUCCAGAGAGACCCAAACUGGAAUUAGAGCCAAAAGAUGUUACGCUGGUCAGACCGCCCACCUCACGUGUUCGGGGUACAAUAUAUACCCGUGCGAUAAUGCAAAAGUCCUUUGGUAUCAAGAUGAUGACCUCCGCAAGUUAUUGGAUCCUCAGAUUGUGUAUGAAGACGAUAGAUGCAACAUGACAUCUAAAUGGUCCGUCCUGGUCAACAGCUCGGAUGAAAGAAUCUCCUUUACUUGUGUUAUUCAGCUUGAAGAUCAGAUCUUUGCAAGGAACACAACGCUGGAAAUCCACCUUAAAACUGGUCUUCACGAGCUUCAGCUGGAACCUACAACCGUUAGAGCACAAACUGGAGAUGAACUGAUUCUCAACUGCAGUGCACAGGGAAGCCCCCAACCUGUUAUAGAGUGGAAGAAGGACUCCCAAGACCACAAAAUUCCUCCGUACUGGACCAUCACCCAUGAGGUCGGACGCUCGGAGCUUCGAAUAAGCCACCUGAGCCCUGCGGAUGAAGGAGUUUAUUACUGUAUCAUCACAAGUGGCAACAGCAGAGCUGAACUCAACACCUCAGUGGAUGUUCACUACGGCCCCCGGUACACACGGAUCAAGGGUCCCGAGCACGUCCAGGAGAACGAGCCUGUGACAAUCGUCUGCAGCGGGGAGGCCAGCCCUGAGGCCAAUGUUACCUGGCGGAAGCUGGACCCCAGCACUGCGCAAGGCUGGACUGUCUCCAGGGCCAACAGCAGCUCCAUACUCACCAUCCAGUCCUUCAGGCCUGAGGACCAGGGUGUUUACGAGUGUCUUUUGCAAAGUGGGAUCCAUCAGGUGCGGCUGAAUGUCUCCAUCGCUCUGUCGGUGAUGGUUAAAAACAAAACCUUGGCCACCUGGAUCACACCCACACUGACCGUGAUGUGUGUUGUAUUUUUUAUUGCUACCUUUUUUAUCUUGUUUCGCAAACGGCUUUCCUGCAACAGCAGCAAGUUUACUGACCCACCAGCAGCCGAGAAUCAUACAAAUACAUAGGCUGAUAAGGCACAGAAAUCAACCCUUCAGCCCACUACACGCCACUCCUCCACCGUUCCUAUUCCCCUCUCCUAUACCCUUGUAUUCCCUUCUCCUUCUCGUGCGC